AUGAAGGAAUAUCGUAAAAGUUGGAAUUAAGAAGUAAUUAUUAUAAAUAAGUUGUAGGAAGAUUAAUAGCUGUAAGAAUUAUAUAAGGUUUAUGGUGACAAAUGGAAAAAGAUCGCUGAGUUACUGCACUUACAUUAGAAAUCAUAGGGAAAGAUUAGAACUGCAGCAGCUUGUAGAGAGAGGUAUCAAAAUAUUCUAAAACCUUCUUUAAAUAAAAAUCUAUGGACAAGAGAUGAAGAGGAAAAAUUAUUUUUAUUAUAAAAGCAAUAUGGGAAUUGCUGGACUAAAAUUACAGUAAAGAUGAGAAAUCGAUCAGAACUAAUAUGCAAAAAUUAUUUUUAUGCAACUAUCAGGAGAGUAUUGAGAAGAUUGAGCAAGUAAGUUGGCAUCUUAAAACGUAAUAAAAUUAUUUUGUAAUUUAGCUUCACAAAUGUUAAAAUCUAUAAAGUCUAGUGUUUUAAUGAGUAUAUAUUUAGAAAAUAGUUAAGAAACAUAAUUGGUUUUUAGUUAAGAAGUACGUCUUAAAUUAAAGUAAUUGAUAACAAAAUAUUAAUUUAUUCAAAAAGAAGAAAAUAUCACAUUAGAUAAUGAGGAAAUUAAAAAUAUUCGAUAAUUGAUUAGAGAAUUAGUUGAUGCUAAGUAUAGAUUAAUAUAUAAAUUAGUAAUUAGUAUUUAAAGUUUAAAGGACAGUUUCAAAUAUCAAAAAAAAAUAAACUGAAUAUUUUGAGUAAUAAUAAUAAGUUGGAAAAAUUAGAAUUAAAAAUUAUAAAAAGAAUUAGAUUAUAGAAAAAUAUAUUUGUAAUAAAAUAACGAAAUUCUUAAAAUCAAAUACAAAUAAAUGAAUAAAAUCUUAAGAAUAGCUCAAAUAAUGAAAAUAAGAAUUUUUCAUAAUUAAUAGCAAUUUAGAAUUCUAAAAUUCCUGAAAGUUAAUUUUAAACAUAGGAAUACUUUAAUCCAUAAUAAACUUAAGCUUAUUUCCAAAACUAUCUGGCUUAUUCUGAAUAUAUUCCAUUAUAUUAGUAAUAAUAUGGAAAUUUCUUUGAUCCCACCUUGUAUUUUUAUAAUCAAUACAGUCCUUAUCUAUUUUAAAUGUAAUAGAGAAUUUGA
Molecule: messenger RNA, 1107 nt
Organism: Paramecium pentaurelia
Lineage: Eukaryota; Ciliophora; Oligohymenophorea; Peniculida; Parameciidae
Source: the annotation of a GenBank genome assembly